Messenger RNA from Paramecium pentaurelia, 719 nucleotides. The record is from the annotation of a GenBank genome assembly. NCBI's taxonomy places the organism in Eukaryota, Ciliophora, Oligohymenophorea, Peniculida, Parameciidae.
AUGUAAAUUAAUGGCCGUUUAACUUCAGGUGAUAAAUACCCUGAAGUCAAUAUUGAAUAGGAAGCGGCUGAAAUGGCAUCUAGAAUUAUGGAGAGAGUUCGUUAAAAAUCAAAUGCCAAAUCUACUUAAAGACUUUCAGUAAAACCAGAAAAUUUUAGAUCAAGUGAUUAUAAACCUAGACCAUCUGUAAUUUAAUCAGUUAGAGAAGGAACCAUAUCUAUUACUGAUCGUAAUGAACUCAAAUUUGAACCAAAUUUCAAUCAAAUUAAUCCACUUAAGAAUUGUUUUAAAUCAAACAAUAAUUAAAUUGAAACUAUGAAAACACCUUAAAGAUCAUAAUUUAAAUCAGCAUCUACAGGUAUGUAAGACAUCUAUCAAAAAACUAUUAAAUUAAAUAAUAACAAUUAUUAUGUUCCUGAACAUUAAUCGUAAUCUACUACCGAUAAACCUGAUAGUACUAAAUUAAUUAAACUAACGUAUAUAAUCUUAUAAAUUAUUAUAGUGAUAGUGUAAAUAGCUUAGUCAAUAAGAAAUCUGAUCUUUUAUCAAAACAUAAAAGAAUAGAAAGUAGUACAUAAUUUAAAUUGAUUUUGAAUGCAUAACCUCAUCAAUUAUAAACUCCUGUUAAGUCUAAUAAAGAAGACAUAGUUUCAUAAUUAUUAGGUAGUUUACGAAACCAAAAGAAAUACUCAGAUUAUAAAAAUUCAGCUUAAAAAUGA